Messenger RNA from Paramecium pentaurelia, 2642 nucleotides. Lineage: Eukaryota; Ciliophora; Oligohymenophorea; Peniculida; Parameciidae. The record is from the annotation of a GenBank genome assembly.
AUGUCCUCAUAUCAAAGCAAUGAUCCAUAUGAAUUGUAAUUUAUCAUUAAUAAUUUAGUUUACAUUAUUGUAAUGAUCAAGAUUAAUAGAUUUAUGAUUAAAAUAAAUUAUUCAUAGAAAAUCUUGUGAUUUAUGAUGUUAAAUAUUAAGUAAUAUUAUACAAAUUAUUCAUUAUAGAUUCAUCAUCAUAAAACAGUCUUAUAAAUAUUCAAUGAAUAAAAUUAAAUACUUAAAACUUUAUGGGGUAAUAUAUCUUAACUUUAUAUUAGGUUUAUAAGAUGUUUAAUUUCCCACUUAAUCAAAUUUGGAUUAAAUAAUCAAAGAUUCCAUUGAAAAUAAUUUAAUUGUAAGAUAAUCAUAACUAAAUAAGUAAACUGUAUAUAGUCAGACUUAUCCAGGAGGUUAAUUAUUUAAAAUUGGAUAUUAAAAAGAAAUUGAUGCUUGGUUAAUAUAUUCAAACAAUCUCACUAUUGUUGCUUAAACAUCUGAUGAUUUAUCUGAAUUUUCAUUUUAAAGAUUUGAUUCAGCAGUAUAAGUAGGUGAAUUAUGGUUUAAUAUUUUGAAUGAAUGUAAAUUAAUCUAUUUAUUCUAGUCAGUCAAGAAAAAAUUAAUAAUUUGAAAUUUGAUUUUCAUAAUAGAACAGUAUAUGGUCAUAUUAUCAAUUAAGAAUCUUUGAUUUAUCAUUCUGAUGAUAUACUAUAAUUUAUUGGUAUUGUUGAUGUUAAUUUUGAAUAAUCUCAAUAAUUAUUUUGUUUUUAUGGAUUACCUCAUCCAAAAACAUCUUAAUUUAAAUUGCAAUUAAAAUUACUCUAAAAACAUAUAGAGAGAAUUUAAAGAAGUGAUAUUGAAUUAGAAUCAGCAGGAGUUAUAUUAUAUUUUAAUGAUCAAUAUUAUGUUAUACAUACAGUUGAGUAUUUAAUUUAUAAACACAUUUAAUCUAUGUUAUUGAAUGAAUAACAUAUUGAAAGAGAUUUUAAAUAAUUUGUUAAAUCUUUAUAAGUUAAACCACCUAGACCAUUUAAAUUUUACUAAAAUAUAUAUGAAUAAGGCAUUAAAAUAUUAGAAUCUAAUAAUAAAAUGGAAUAAACCAUUAAAUAUAAUUUUAAUGAUUUCAUUACUAUUAUAUUAUUCAACAUAUUUAAUAAUAAGACAUUCAAAUAGAAUUAAUUAAAAUCUAUUAAAGAACAUAGAGUCUUAUGGUCAACCUAUCAACCAGAAUCUUUAACAAGAAUACCAGUAUAUACAGGUGAAAAUCAAUAAAAGAAUCCAGAAAAUGUAUAUUUAAUUAUACCUUUAUGUAUUAAUGGAGUUGGUGUAUCAACAUUUGCAAGAACUUUUCAAUCAUUCUAUUAUCAAACCUAAAUUGUCAGUGAUCUUUAAGAUGCUAAAAUUAGAGAUAAUUAUGUUAUUAUAUUAGAACAUAAUCAUACUCCAGAAGAAGCAUAAUCUAUUAUAUCAAAAUGUAGUUAAUUUUACAACAAAAUCAUCCUGUAUCCAUAUACCAAAAAGUCUUAUAAUGAAUUGAAAAUGCCAUUUUCAUAUGAAUUACUUAUUACAGCUAUGAAAAGAACUUGUGCUUCUCUUGAUAGAGUUCAAUCUUUUAUUAAAAAGGUUAAAGCUUUUGAGAAUUUUAAAAUAAAUUCUCUAUUAGUAAAUGGAAUAAUAGAAUUUCCAUUUGUUGAUGAAGAUAUUAAAAUUGAUCAUGAAUAUAUUGAAGAUGAUUUAUUGGAUAUAUUUCAUAAUGAUUCAAAAAAAAACUUAAAUCAAUUCUUUAAAAGUCUGAAAGAAGUUCAUCUGUAAAAUUAAAAUAAUGAUACUUUUGAUGAAGAAAUCAAGAAUAUUAUUCAUUAAUUAUUUCCUAAAGUCACAAAAAUAACUAAACAUUAACCAAUAAAAGUAGAUGAUGUUGUGAGAAAGUAAAGUGAAGAUGUUAUUGUUAAUGAAAAGAAAAAUAAAUUACCAAAAAAAGAAAAACAUAUAUAAUAUGAUCCAACUUAUUUACCUAAUUCACUUAGUUUCUAACUCAAAGGAGGAUACAAUAUGAAAGAUAAAAUAAAUAAAUGGAUUUUAGAUUGUUUAGUAAAUAAUUAUAUUUAAUUAUCUUUUAGAAUGCAGGUAAUUCACAUUUUAAAAAUGAUGAAACUUAUCAUAAAAUUGUAAACAUAUUUUAAAAGUAAACUUUUGAAAAUGGUGAAUAACAUUUCAUUCCAGAAAAGGAACUUAAAUUAGAAUUAUUAUCUAUUAAUUAAAAUGAUUUAAGUGUUAGAUAAUUACCUUAUUUCAAAGAUUUUGUAUAAGAUAAAGAAGCAGAAAUAUUUAUUAAAACAUUAUUUAUUAGUUUUGAUGGUUUAAUUGCUGCUCUUGCUCAUUAAACAUCAUUACCAUGCUAAAGUCCUUACCCUCAUAUACCAUUUUAUUUCAAAAAUCUAAAAGUGAGAGACAGUCUAUCUGUCAUUUCAUAAACCAUUCUAUAAAAUUAAAUUCUGAAAUAGGCAUUCAAAGAUGGAUAACUCUCCAAAAUUACAAAUUAAACAUUUUUUGCUUCUGAAGAUAUUUAAUAUAGAAAUAAGACUUAUAGAAUUUAUGUAAUUUCAUUGUAAGAUGGCAUUAAAGUUAAUGCUAUCUCUACAGAUAGAUUAUGA